AUGGGAUUCAAUCAAGACGUUGCGUUUUUGAGCAAUUUGCCAAUUUCUGACAAAGUGGCAAGUUUUGUGGGGUUUUUUUCUGAAAUUGUAUUUGGAAAAAGUGUUUAGAUGAUCUCAUCGGGACCGAUAAUUGUCUACAAAACUCCCGCCUGCAAAUUGGACACCUUUGCCGAUCGAUUUGAGGUGAAAUUUGAACAAUUCUGUGUUUUGUCGUGAAAUUCCGUGUAGACACUGUAUUUGACGACAUUUAGGAGAGAUACUCGAAAUUUUGGAGUUUUUCGACAAGAAUUUCAGAAAAAAAGCUCUUUUUCGCAAAGAAUUGACAAAAUUUACGUUUUCCUUGCAGAAUACAAAUUUUUACACAUUAAAACUAUAAAAUAUUCGAAUUUUAUCAGAUAAUCCACGGCUGGUCGCCCCUUUUGCUAUCAACCGCCCAAUGCUUCACUCGUCUCGUCCUUUCGCAAAUGGAGGAGCCCGUUUGUGCUCCGAUCAUUUGGAAAUUGGUGAUCAGUGUAAGUGAUCUGAAAAUUACGACAAAAAUUCUGAAUUUUGCAGUACGGCGAUGUGAAAAUCUUCACAAACAGUCAGACAAUGCCACGAAUCACCGAGGCGGAGGAGUGUGUGAUCACUGAGAAUCAGUACGCGAAUUUGUGUCGAAAAAUUCAAAACAUCUUUUCCAGAAUUUCCGCGGAAGAAGCGCCCGAUUUUUCGACGGCCUGUGCUAACAUUUUCAUGGCCGACAUGAAAGAUUUCGGCGAAAUUGCGGAAUUGAGAUGCAAAAGUCAAGAGUUGACCAUUUUCAACGAGAAAAUCGAUUGGGUACUUCUUCUGUGAAUUUUAAGGCCUAAAAGAUGCUUUCCUGCAGAUUGUGCUCAAGCCCGGCUCGAAUGUGACGAUCAACAUGAUUUCGUCCAGCUGCUGA
Molecule: messenger RNA, 922 nt
Organism: Caenorhabditis sp. 36 PRJEB53466
Lineage: Eukaryota; Metazoa; Nematoda; Chromadorea; Rhabditida; Rhabditidae
Source: the annotation of a GenBank genome assembly